AUGACAAUAUACGAUGCUGGCCGGACAGGCCUUCAUCACAUCCACCAGCUUACCCGCCGUGCCGAUGAUAACCCGCAGGAUACGUCCAACUCGGCCUCGGGAUUGGUCGUCACCUUGGUCCCGUCCUUGGUGGUGGCCGUCGCGAUGGUUUUGGUCUUUGUGAUUCUGCGCCGAAGUGAGCGCCGAAUGUAUAUGCCGCGGACGUACCUGGGAGUCUUGCGCCCCGAGGAGCGGACGCCCCCUUCCUCUACCGGUCUGAUCAAUUGGCUUCGUGACAUGUAUCAACUGCCCGACGAAUAUGUCCUGCAGCAUCAUUCUAUGGACGCCUAUCUCCUGCUGCGCUUCUUGAAGACGGUUUCGAUGAUCUGCUUCGUGGGCGCGUGCAUGACCUUCCCGAUUCUCUUCCCCGUCAAUGCGACCGGUGGCGGCAACAAGGAGCAGUUGGACAUCCUAAGUAUCGCCAACGUCUCUGACCAGACCUACGGACGUUACUUUGCCCAUGCUUUCGUCGCAUGGCUGUUUGUUGGAUUUGUCUUCUUCACUAUCACCCGUGAGAGUCUUUUCUACAUCAACUUGCGACAGGCCUACGCGCUUUCUCCGGCUUACGCCAACCGGAUCUCGUCCCGCACCGUGCUUUUCACCGCAGUCACUGAAGAUUACCUGAGUCGCGACAAGAUCCGCCAGAUGUUCGGUCCCGCCAAGGUGCAAAAUGUUUGGAUCGCCACGGACACCAGCAAAUUGGAGGAGAAGGUCGAAGAGCGCAACGAUGCUGCCAUGAAGCUCGAGGCUGCAGAGACGAAGCUCAUCACCCUUGCUAACGCCGCCCGCCUCAAGGCAUUGAAGAAGCAGGGCAACGUGGAAGACGGUCCAAUUGUUCCCGAGAACAUUGGCGAAGAGCCUGAUGAUGAAUCCGGCUCGGUGGCUGCUCGCUGGGUCAAGCCGAAGGACAGACCUAUGCACAGACUCAAGAUGCUCAUCGGAAAAAAGGUGGACACCAUCAACUGGGCCAGAGCUGAAAUCGAGCGUCUCACUCCGGAGAUUGAAGAGCUGCAGGAGAAGCAUCGCGCCGGAGAUGCGAAACUGGUCUCCUCGGUCUUUGUCGAAUUCUACCACCAGGCAGAUGCGCAAGCCGCUUUCCAAUCUGUUGCUCAUAACCUUCCCUUGCACAUGGCCCCGCGAUACAUUGGCCUUGAACCCACCCAGGUCAUCUGGUCCAACCUGCGCAUCAAAUGGUGGGAGCGCAUCAUUCGGCAUUCCGCAACUAUCGCUUUCGUCGUCGCUUUGAUCAUUUUCUGGGCAAUUCCCACGGCUGUUGUUGGUGCUAUCUCUAACAUCAACUUUUUGACGGACAAGGUCAAGUUCCUUUCGUUCAUUGACAACUGUCCCGAAUGGCUUAAGGGUGCCAUCACAUCUCUUCUUCCGGUUAUUCUGAUGUCGGUGCUCAUGGCUCUUUUGCCCAUCAUCCUGCGAUUGAUGGCGAAAAUUGGAGGCGCACCUAGCCAGGCCGAGGUUGAACUCACCACCCAGAACUUCUAUUUCGCAUUCCAGGUGGUUCAAGUCUUCCUCGUCGUUACUCUCGCCUCGUCUGCCAGUUCAGUGGCCACUAAGAUUGUUGAAAAACCGCAAGAGGCGGCGUCUCUGCUGGCGAACAACAUUCCCAAGGUCUCCAACUUCUAUAUCACUUACAUCCUGUUGCAAGGAUUAUCGUUUAGCUCGGGAGCCUUGCUUCAAAUCAGCGGACUGGUGAUCGGUAAAAUCCUCGGAAAGUUCUUGGACAACACUCCCCGCAAGAUGUAUACUCGCUGGUCCACCCUCGCCGGACUGGGAUGGGGCACUGUGUACCCUGUUUUCACUCUUCUGGCUGUUAUUGCCAUCACCUACUCUUGCAUCGCUCCUCUCGUUAUGGGAUUUGCCGCCAUUGGCCUUUAUCUCUUCUAUUUUGCCUACCGCUACAACAUGCUGUACGUUUCCAAUGCGCACAUUGAUACGCAGGGCAAGGCAUAUGUCCGCGCCUUGCAGCAAAUUACAGUUGGCUGUUAUCUUUUGAUGGUUUGCUUGAUUGGUUUGUUUGCCAUUGGCACGGCUAGCAGCCGCAUCGCACUGGGUCCGUUGAUCCUUAUGAUAAUCCUGCUCGUCUUCAUCAUCAUCUACCACCUCUCCCUCAACAGUGCGCUCACGCCUCUGAUCAACUACCUACCCAAGAAUCUUGAGGCCGAGGAAGAGGCUCUUCUUUCGCGCGAGAAGGCCGACUAUGGCCAUUCCUCUGGCGAGCACUCUGAUGAAGCCGGGCCGAGUGGUGUACCGCAGGAGCGCGUUGGGACUGUCGAUUCUGCCGAGAAGGGAUUGACCGGUAAGGCGCCUCACGAGGAAGGCCAAUCCAACUUCCUGGUCAGAUACCUUCGACCCGACAAGUAUAGUGGAUAUGCGCAACUGCGCCGCUGGGUUCCCAACGCCCAUGAAUCUGCCAGCUACCCCCCCGAAGUCGAAAGUGCAGCAUACCAUCAUCCCUGCAUCAGCGCCCAGGCCCCUCUUCUCUGGAUUCCUCGUGAUGAGUUGGGUGUGAGCAAGCAGGAGAUCGCGCACUCCAUCAAGGUGAUCCCUAUCACGGAUGAGGACGCAUGGCUGGAUGAGAAGAACCACAUUCACUGGGAUAUGGACAAGGGUGUUCCGCCUAUCUUCGAAGAGAAGGUCCACUACUAG
This is a messenger RNA of Aspergillus steynii IBT 23096, 2700 nucleotides long. Its product is annotated as putative DUF221 domain protein. The coding region runs from base 1 to 2700 and encodes 899 amino acids. Lineage: Eukaryota; Fungi; Ascomycota; Eurotiomycetes; Eurotiales; Aspergillaceae. Gene Ontology annotation, cellular component: plasma membrane. The transcript is spliced from 5 exons. The record is from RefSeq and is a predicted model, not a curated record. Gene Ontology annotation, molecular function: calcium-activated cation channel activity.